Molecule: messenger RNA, 2277 nt
Organism: Pseudozyma hubeiensis SY62
Lineage: Eukaryota; Fungi; Basidiomycota; Ustilaginomycetes; Ustilaginales; Ustilaginaceae
Product: likely protein kinase
Exons: 1
Coding region: 1-2277 (758 amino acids)
Biological process (GO): protein phosphorylation; intracellular signal transduction
Cellular component (GO): cytoplasm
Molecular function (GO): protein serine/threonine kinase activity; ATP binding
Source: RefSeq, a predicted model, not a curated record
AUGACGCGAUCAUCCACCCAGGACUAUCGCGAAACGCUCGAUGCAAAGAGCAAAGAUCUCGAAGAUGGCACCACCGUCAUCAACCAAUACUCCAUCACCGAUACCAUUGGACGUGGCGCAUAUGGUACUGUUCGCAAGGCCGUGCUCACCGAACAGCCUGACGUCGCUUUUGCCGUCAAAGAGUUCGGCAAGACUCGUCUGCGCAAGACACACCGUGCAGAGCAUCUGCGCAAACCAGCCCGCGGCCGAGGUAUGCAGCGUCCUGGCAACCGUAGCGAUCCCACCAAAGGAGGGCCCAAUCCGAAGCAGGAUGAGCAGGACGAGGCCAAGGAUCCGCUCACCCUCAUCCGCCACGAGAUCGCCAUUCUCAAGAAGCUCCACCAUCCGAACGUUGUCCAGCUGUUCGAGGUGCUCGACGAUCCCACCAAAGACAACCUCUACAUGGUCUUUGAGUACUGUCCCGAUGGUACAGUCAUCGAUGUAAAGCCCAACGUCAACACCAAACCGCUACCCGAAGACGUUGCGCGGCUCUACUUUGUCCAGAUCCUCAUGGGCAUCGAGUAUCUCCACGAGAACGAGAUCGUCCAUCGCGACAUCAAGCCCGACAACAUCCUGCUCACCGACAACCGCAAGACGUGCAAGAUUGUCGACUUUGGCGUUUCGGAGAUGUUUCUCAAGCCAGGCGACGACACGAUGCAAAAGUCGGCCGGCAGUCCCGCUUUCAUGAGCCCCGAGCUCUGCACCGCCGGUCACGCAGAGUACCACGGCAAGUCCGACGACGUCUGGUCGUUCGGCGUCACGCUCUACUGCAUGGUCGUGGGCCACCUGCCUUUCAACAAGGACAAUUUCUACGCCAUGUAUGAAGCCAUCAAGAACGACGAGCCCGAAUAUCCGGAUCACCUCUCGGAUGACCUCAAAGAUCUGCUCCAAAAAAUGUUCAUCAAGGAUCCCGCAAAGCGCAUCACGGUGCCACAGAUGCGUGAGCAUCCUUGGACGCUCGCUGUCGAGGAUGGCAUCCUGCUAUCCAAGGAAGACAACCUCGAGGCCAUGGUCUCGGAGAUUACCGACGAGGACCUCGACUGCGCCAUUUGCAAGAUCACCAACAUCUUCACUUUUGCGCGCGCCGUCUCUCGAUUCAAAAAGGGCGGAUCCAUGCAUCGAGCUCGGCAAGAGACCAUGCGAUCUUCCUCGGGCGACAGCAACAGCAACGACCGAAGCUGGUUCCCUGGGUCCACCUCGAGUUCCAACGACAAGGACGGAUCCGACGCAAGGGACAGCGCCUCCGGAAGCGGCGAUGCCGCCACCAAGAGCUUGGCCAGUGAUGUCGAGACGAUCAAGGAGGAGACUCCGACACCGGCAUCACAAGAUACGGUCAUGGCUGAUUCCGAGACAGGCAAGUCGCAAGACAGCGACGACAAGGUGCGUGGUCUUGAGAAAGCUGCCGCGUCCAUGUUUGAAUCUCCUCAGAUGCACACGUUCGAGCUACCGCCCGAGGAGCCCAACUCCAAUGGUCCGUUGCAGCGCGAUCGCUCCGGUCCCAUCUCGACGCUGCACAGACUCGAAGCAGAUCAACGCAGCAGAAGUCCACCCAUCAUCACCAUGGAUUCACCCCGCAGCGCGUCACCCGAGAUGUUCCAUUCGCCCGCAUCCGAAGGCGACGCGCCGUUUGGCGAGUCGAAGAUGGACACCGGCUCGUCGUCACAGCCCUCAUCGAGCGUCAACACCAGCACGCGGAGCACAGGCGACCGAUCGACCGACUACACGACCGACACUUCCAAACCUGACGACGCCAUCGCCUCGCAUCUGUCUGACAUGAUGCUCGAACAGGGGAAGCAGCAUCACUCGUCCGAUGCACUGUCAGGCAGCGCCGGUCGUAAGUACGAGUCGCCCGAGCACUCCAUUCAGCCCGACACGCACAACGAGCCGGAUGCUGAUGACGACGACCAGGACGACAAUUCGCAGCCUCGACGGGCAAAGACACUGCAGGAACGUGCGGCGUCAUUGGGGAAAAAGGAGUCGAAACCCAAGCCCAAGCUGUUGCCGGAUCAGCCGACGUGUGAAAGCCCGCGGCAUGAGAAGAUCAAGACGCCGCCAGGUGCGGCCGAGGUAUAUAUGCAGUGCGGCGAGUCGCCGGAAGUAGCAGACGAGGAGGGGAAGAAAGACGAUAAUCCGUAUUUCAAGGAUUCAGAUAAGAGUGUGAUCCAAGGGGAAGCACAGGAGAAACACGAUUCGGACGAAGACAUGCCCGAGGCUGCCAAGCAGCAUCAGACUGUUUGA